Humulus lupulus (European hop) is the source of this 1298-nucleotide messenger RNA. RefSeq lists its product as uncharacterized. The transcript has 5 exons. Bases 258 to 986 code for a protein of 242 amino acids. The record is from RefSeq and is a predicted model, not a curated record. NCBI's taxonomy places the organism in Eukaryota, Viridiplantae, Streptophyta, Magnoliopsida, Rosales, Cannabaceae.
UUGCCCCUUUCUCAAAACACAGUUGGGCUAGAGAAAGAGAGAGAGAGCCCAUUCAAUCUUGAAAGGACCCGCGCCCAUCCAACCCUUCCUCUCUCACUCAUCCCUACUACUGUCUCUCUUCUCUAUUCUCUCUCCGGCCGCCGCUGCUCUACAUUGCUUUUCUCUGUAAACGCUGUCCUCCAUUGCAGAAGGGUUCCGUGGAGAGUUUUCAAUUUCAGUAUAAACGAAUAUUACAUAAUAUAUCAUAUAACAGAAAGAUGAUAAAGCGUCGAUUCUACAAGAUGGAUCACGGCGACAAAAACGACGAGGUCACCGACGACUCUUCUUCGUCUUCGGACUCGGAAGUGGAGGCAGAAUCUCAAAGCGAGGAUGAUGGAGUUUCUGCUGAGCAGCUCAAAGGGGAGGAUGCUGAAGCUUGCUCUACCUCUUCUGGAUACGAAACUGAGGAUAGCUCCGGCAAUGAACUUGGUAUCGACUCCUCAGGUCUACCAAUAGAUGAAGAGGAUUCUGAUUCUGGAAAUGAAAGACCAAUUCAUAUUGACAGUCAGCUGUCAGACAAGGAGUUGGAUUUGGUAGGUUUUCCAGGGUGUGUUUUGAAGUGCAAAUCGGUUUUUAAGUGCAAGAUAUGCCCAAAAAUAGUCUGUUUGAAUGAGGAGACAUUGAAGGCUCAUUUGAAGUCCAAGAGACAUUCCCGCUCGGAGAAAUUACUGACUGAAGGAAGGCUGAAGAGUAUGCUCAACAGUGAUGGGGAAAUUGACAAUGAAGACAUACCUGCAAAGCAGCAUGAUGAAGUUGCACCUCCUUCACAGGAUAAACCAAAGAGGGAAAAAAGAGGUAGGCAGAGACAACAUCGUCGAUUACAGAACAAGAGGUCAAAACAGAAAGUAAUAAAACACAGGAAAUGGAAAACGGAACCUGAUUCUAGUAACCCAAAAGCUAAGCCAACAAGAGAGAAGCCGGCCAAGAAGAGUAAACAUGACAAAUGAAGAGUGUUAUUUGGCUGCUAAACAAGAAUAUGCAUACUGUGAGAAAUGGUAUGGAAACACGACAUCCUCUUUUAGUUUCGUUGGUUGGAGUAGUAAUGUGGUGAAGUGUCGAUCUGAAACUACUUUUUCUUUAUGUUUUGCUGUUUUCAAAGUUGUGUGCCCUCUUCUUCUCUCUUCAGAUGAAUGUCGAUUCAUUCUGUUGUAGUUUUCUAUUUUUGCUGUCUACUGUUCUCUGAGCAAUAGCAAUUUUGUCAUUUAAUUCUAAUUUUUUGUUUUUGCUAUUUACUAUAAUGCAUACAUUAUUAUGACUAA